AUGAAUUUAUAUUUAGAAUAAGCCGCUGAAGAACUUGAUUAAGCUAUUUCAGAUGCUGAUCAAUUAUUGGCAUUAACUAAGGCUACACUUCAAAAAUUUACAAAUUAUUUGAAAAGGAAAUAAUAAGAAAAAAUGGAGCGAAGAUUUCAUUUGAAUAAUAUCACUGAAGAUUCUAAUAGUAUGAAACAAUUAGAUAAAUAAUCAUAUAAUUAAAUGAAGAUUUUGGAAUAUUUUAAUAAAUUUCAUAAGGAUGUAGAUAAAUAAUUAAGAGAUUUAAAAGAGAUGAUUCCCUCUAAUCCAUAAACUUAUGUAAUUGAAGAAUUAAAUCAAUAAGAAUAAAUUAAUAAAAACAUUGAAUAAAAAGUCCCUCCAAAAUAAGUUCAACAUGAACAAAAAUAUUUUCCAUUAUUCAAAUAAACAAGAAAUACAGGUUAAUCAAUUUAAAAUUCUUUUAUAUAGAAUUAACCUAUUUUAGGAUAAAGUUAAACACAAUCUUAAUUGCAAUUAUAGCAAUUCUAAAAUUUUGGAUAAUUUUAGUCUUAAUAAAAUUAAAACACAUAAAAUAAUUAAUAAAAGGUUACAACUUAAGUUUAAAAUUCUAAUGGUAAUUAAUUGGAAUAAUAGACAGAAACAAUAAAACCAAUUUUAAAAUAGAAAUAAGAAAUAAAGGAAUCAACAAUAACAUUUGGAAGAUUAUAAAAAUUUUAAUAUUAAAAAUUAAUUUAUCCAAAAUAAAAUGAAGGAAAUUGUGUAUUUUGUAGUUUAGAAGCUAAUGAUUAAAAUUUGGGACCUCUUUUAUUAAUACCUUCAAAUAGUAAUUCUAGUGAAAAAUAUUAAUUACAUGAGAUGUGUGGAUUAUGGAGUUAAAAUUUAGUAUUUUUUAGUAAUUUAGAAUAAUGUGAUCCUAAAAAUAUUGAUGAAGAAGUUGAAAAAUCUAAGAAAACUGUAAUAUAUACUAUAUAAAUAUUUAGAAAUGUUUUUUAUGUAGUAGAUCAGGAGCUACUAUUUGUUGUGCAGUAUGUCCUUAAUCAUUUCAUUUUACCUGUCUAAUGAAGAGUUCCUAAACAGGUAAAAUAUGAAUUUUAUGAUAAGGUAAAUUGAUUGAGAAUCAAUUUAAAUUUUUUUGUGAAAAACAUAAAUAUAAGGCAAGAUUAGAAUUGUAGAAUACAAGUGAUGAAGAACAAUAACCUAAGAAAAAAAAGAAAGUGUAAUCAAAAUUAAAUACAUCAAAAUCUAUAAUUAAGAAUAGUCCCAAAAGAGGAAAAUCACCUUCAUCAUAAUAAGCUUUAUUAUAGUAAUGUUUAAAGAAAAAGGAUGAUGAUUUGAAGCGUCAAUGGAUCACAUCUGAUCUUAUUUAUUUUAAUUUACCAUAAUGGGCAUCUAUUGAGUAAAAAUUAAGUGAUCUUGAUCAAUCAUUAUUAUAGAAUAAAUUGAAUGAAGCUAAAAAUAACAUUUAAUCAGAAAUCAAAUAGGAAUAAAUCAAUUGA
Messenger RNA from Paramecium primaurelia, 1487 nucleotides. Lineage: Eukaryota; Ciliophora; Oligohymenophorea; Peniculida; Parameciidae. The record is from the annotation of a GenBank genome assembly.